AUGAGAACCAGCUUUGGAGCACAAUUACUCACAGGUCAAGUUGUUGCUGUUAAAAGGCUCAACAUAUCAGACUCUGAUGACAUUCCAGCAGUGAAUCGCCAGAGCUUUCAGAAUGAGAUAGAAUCACUUACUGAAGUGAGGCACCGCAAUAUAAUAAAGCUUUACGGGUUCUGUUCUUGGAGUGGACAAAUGUUCUUGGUUUAUGAACAUGUACAAAGAGGAAGCAUGGGGAAAGUGUUGUAUGGAGAGGAAACUAAAUUGGAGUUAAGUUGGGCCACAAGGCUGAAAAUUGUGCAGGGAAUAGCACACGCAAUUUCAUACCUGCAAAGUGACUGCUCCCCAGCAAUUGUGCACCGGGAUGUAACACUGAAUAACAUUCUACUAGACUCCGACUUAGAACCUCGUCUUGGCACAGCAAAGCUGCUAAGCUCCAACACUUCAACAUGGACCUCAGUUGCUGCUGGUUUGUAUGGCUACAUGGCUCCAGAACUCAUACAAACAAUGAGGGUGACUGACAAGUGUGACGUGUAUAGUUUUGGAGUAGUGGUGUUGGAGAUAUUCAUGGGAAAGCAUCCCGGAGAACUCUUGACUACAAUGUCUUCAAACAAGUAUUUGACAUCAAUGGAGGAACCUCAGAUGCUACUGAAGGAUGUGCUUGACCAACGGCUUCCACCUCCGACUGGCCAAUUAGCAGUAGCAGUAGUGUUCACAAUGACAAUAGAUAUGGCAUGCACAUGUGAUGGAUUCUGUGGCACAACUAUCGUCGGCUACUACGCAGGCUUGUCUCUCCGAGCCAUUUGGGAUGAUAACUAUAAGCAAGCUUACAGGGUUCCAGAAAUAGUGCCAUGUAGGACUGCGGGGUCUGUGGCAAUGUGGCAUAACUUGUAG
Glycine soja is the source of this 888-nucleotide messenger RNA. Its product is annotated as MDIS1-interacting receptor like kinase 2-like. Gene Ontology annotation, biological process: protein phosphorylation. The coding region runs from base 1 to 888 and encodes 295 amino acids. The transcript is spliced from 2 exons. NCBI's taxonomy places the organism in Eukaryota, Viridiplantae, Streptophyta, Magnoliopsida, Fabales, Fabaceae. The record is from RefSeq and is a predicted model, not a curated record. Gene Ontology annotation, molecular function: ATP binding; protein kinase activity.